Messenger RNA from Nematostella vectensis (starlet sea anemone), 2413 nucleotides. Its product is annotated as deoxyribodipyrimidine photo-lyase. The record is from RefSeq and is a predicted model, not a curated record. Gene Ontology annotation, biological process: photoreactive repair. Lineage: Eukaryota; Metazoa; Cnidaria; Anthozoa; Actiniaria; Edwardsiidae. The transcript has 8 exons. Gene Ontology annotation, molecular function: deoxyribodipyrimidine photo-lyase activity. Bases 128 to 1630 code for a protein of 500 amino acids.
CGCGAGCGUGCUUUUGGAUGUUACGUUACGUAAUCAACGAUCAAAGGUGUGCUCUCUCUAGAAGCAAAGCAUCCAUUAAACAUCAAGAAUCAUCAUACGUUCGGAAAGUGUGUUGAAAUCAAGAGAAAUGGCCAGUGAUGAACCGGCUGCCAAGCGAAGGAAGCAGGAAGUGACGGGUCCAAACAAAAGCGAGCUAGACGAUAUCGUGAAAACUUACAAAGACAAACGCAUGUCUGUUUGUAAUUCUGUUACCGAUUUUAAAUUUAACAAAAAGAGGGUCCGUAUGCUGUCAAAGGAAGGUAGUAUUUCUGGGGAUCAGUGUGGCGGAGUGGUCUAUUGGAUGUGGAGAGACCAACGUGUUCAAGACAACUGGGCUUUGCUAUAUGCCCAGCGUCUUGCUCUAAAGCAGCAGGCUUCAUUGCAUGUGUGUUUCUGCCUACCUUCAAAUUUCUUAGACGCCACUCUACGGCAGUACAACUUCAUGAUAAAGGGGCUACAAGAAGUUGAAAAGGAGUUGAAGGAACUUGAAAUCAGUUUUCAUCUUCUUCUUGGGGAUCCAGGCAAAGUACUGCCUGAGUUUGUAAAAAGUGCUGGUAUUGGUGGAAUUGUUGUUGACUUUUGUCCCCUCCGCCUGCCGACACAAUGGGUGAAUGAUGUUGUAAAAGCUGUGCCUAAGGAUGUUCCAGUCUGCCAGGUUGACGCACAUAAUAUUGUUCCUUGUUGGCAUGCUUCACCUAAACUAGAAUAUGGAGCGAGAACUAUAAGACCCAAGAUACACAAGGUGUUGACAGAAUUUUUGACAGAAUUUCCCCCAGUCAUUAAGCACUCUCAUGUCUCUGGUGAAAAGACUAAGACAACAGAUUGGGAUGCAGUGGAUACCUUCAUUGAGGUUGAUCGAUCAGUGGGCGAGGUAGAUUGGGCAAAACCAGGCACAGCAGAGGGUCUCUUUAUGUUGGAGUCUUUCUGCAAAGACCGAUUAAAAUACUUCCACUCCUCACGGAAUGACCCAACUAAACGUGCUUUAAGCAAUCUCUCGCCAUGGUUCCACACAGGUCAGAUAAGUCCUCAGCGAGCUAUUCUUAGAGUUCGUGACUUCAGAAGCAAGUUUCGAGAGUCUGUUGAAAGUUUCAUUGAAGAAUGUAUCAUCCGACGUGAACUCUCUGACAAUUUUUGCUACUAUAACAACGAAAAAUAUGACAGUAUUGAAGGAACAAAUGAAUGGGCGCGGAAAACUCUUAAUGAUCACGCAAAGGACAAACGUGAAUAUCUGUACGCGCGAGGAAAGCUGGAAAAAGCCCAAACGCACGAUGACCUUUGGAAUGCUGCACAGCGACAGCUUGUACGUGAAGGCAAGCUUCACGGUUUUCUACGUAUGUACUGGGCAAAGAAGAUUCUCGAAUGGACCGACUCGCCCGAAACGGCUCUAAGUGACGCGAUCUACUUUAACGAUAAAUAUGCACUCGAUGGAAUCGACCCCAAUGGUUACGUAGGUUGUAUGUGGUCGGUUUGUGGUAUUCAUGACCAAGGAUGGGCCGAGAGACCAGUUUUCGGAAAAAUCAGAUACAUGAACUACAAGGGCUGCCAGAGGAAAUUUGCUGUGGCGGAAUUUGUCAAGCGGUACAAGCCAUGAACUACAAGCUAUGCCAGGGGAAAAUUGCUGUGGCGGUUGUGUCCAGCGUGAUACCAGCCGUGAGUUAGGACUUAUUUGUGGGUUCAUGCUUGCAGACGUACGAAGCCCCCAUUGGGUCGCUACGACUACGCCUUCAAGAUCAAACGGUCCCAUCUAAAGAGGACUCUGUCGGUUAAAUAUGAGUUGUUGCACAUGUAUACACAACACAUACCCAUUUGCAUUUGCAAAUGCUUUUUUGUCGUUCUUUGAAAUGCAUUUACACUUUGUGAACAGUUCAGACUUUGAAUUAUCACAACAGUAUUUUCCCAACGUAGAAAACACUGAUGAUGAAUUGGAGUAUAGAUAGUCAUCUUAGAAAGCCCUAUUUUGUUGUUCGUUUAGCGGAUCCAGUUUCCUCCUGGGUUAAUUUUUGUCCUGAUCUUUGAUUUCUUUUUUCUGAUCUAUCAGUUUUGCACGUUAGCAAUUUGCUCGUUAACCUAAGAUUUCAUGAAUAAAUUUUAUCCGUAAAAAUGGUAGAAACCUACAUUAAGCUGUCACUUGUCAAGGCCCCGAAGUUGGUCCCUUUUUUACCGUACUACUUUAUGUAAUAGGUACCGUACUAUUAUAUGUAAUAGGUACCGUACUACGAUAUGUAAUAGGUACCGUACUACUAUAUUCUGUGAUAGUCGGGUUCAAGAUCAAAAUCAUUUUUUAACCCAAGAACUCAAACAAACAAUGUUAUACAUUUUAUAUGCUAUAUACAGCACAAUUGUCUCACUUCAAUAAAAUAUGAUACAAAUGAUA